Messenger RNA from Saitoella complicata NRRL Y-17804, 1284 nucleotides. Its product is annotated as Actin/actin-like protein. Lineage: Eukaryota; Fungi; Ascomycota; Saitoellomycetes; Saitoellales; Saitoellaceae. The transcript has 4 exons. Gene Ontology annotation, cellular component: Arp2/3 protein complex; actin cortical patch. Gene Ontology annotation, molecular function: actin filament binding. The coding region runs from base 112 to 1284 and encodes 390 amino acids. The record is from RefSeq and is a predicted model, not a curated record. Gene Ontology annotation, biological process: Arp2/3 complex-mediated actin nucleation.
CCAGCACUGAGCAGCCAACGGGUCAUCCAACAACCGGCGAAACAACCCUCAAUUGAUCCUUUCUAUCCCUUUCAAUACCCCUUUUCAAUCAACUAAGGCAUACACAGCAGCAUGUCUGACGCGCCGCUCGUCGUCGACAACGGUACCGGUUUCGUCAAGGCCGGUUUCGCCGGCUCCAACUUCCCCGAUCAUGUCUUUCCAUCGAUCGUCGGACGACCAAUCUUGCGAGCCGAGGAGCGGUCUGGGAAUCUUCAGAUCAAGGAUAUCAUGGUUGGAGAUGAGGCAGCGGCUGUGAGGACGAUGUUGCAGAUUUCUUACCCGAUGGAGAACGGUAUCGUCAGAAAUUGGACGGAUAUGCAGCACCUUUGGGAUUACACCUUUAACGAGAAGCUCCAAGUCGACACGAACGGACGAAAGAUUCUCCUUACAGAACCCCCGAUGAACCCCCGCUCCAACAGAGAAAAGAUGUGUGAAACAAUGUUCGAGACAUACGGUUUCGACGGUGUCUACAUCGCUAUCCAGGCCGUCCUGUCACUGUACGCACAAGGUCUGAGCUCGGGUGUCGUUGUUGAUUCCGGAGAUGGUGUUACGCAUAUCGUACCUGUGUACGAAAGUGUCGUGUUGAACCACUUGACGAGGCGUUUGGAUGUUGCGGGACGGGAUGUUACGAGGCAGCUUAUCAAGUUGUUGCUGAGAAGGGGGUACGCGUUCAACCGUACCGCGGACUUCGAGACCGUGAGACAGAUCAAGGAGAAGUUGUGUUACGUUAGCUACGACCUCGAACUCGACAACCGCCUAGCCGAAGAAACUACCACCCUCGUCGAAUCAUAUCAACUUCCCGACGGCCGUGUCAUCAAGGUCGGCUCAGAACGCUUCGAAGCAGCCGAAUGUCUCUUCCAGCCUCACCUCGUCGACGUCGAACAACCCGGUAUGGCCGAACUCCUCUUCGACACCAUUCAAGCCGCCGACGUCGAUAUCCGCUCCUCCCUCUACAAAGCUGUCGUGCUCUCCGGUGGUUCGUCGAUGUACCCUGGUCUCCCAUCUCGUCUCGAGAAGGAACUCAAGCAGCUGUGGCUUACCCGCGUUUUGCAUGGUGAUCCCACGAGGCUUAAUAAGUUUAAGGUUAGGAUCGAGGACCCGCCGAGACGGAGGCAUAUGGUGUUCCUUGGGGGUGCGGUGUUGGCGAAGAUUUUGGCGAAUAAUGAUCAGAUGUGGAUUUCGAGACAAGAGUGGGCUGAGGAAGGUGCGAGGGCGUUGGAGAAGUUGGGGCCUAGGGGGACAUAG